Messenger RNA from Physcomitrium patens, 3258 nucleotides. RefSeq names its product heat shock protein 90-5, chloroplastic. The record is from RefSeq and is a predicted model, not a curated record. Gene Ontology annotation, biological process: protein folding. Gene Ontology annotation, molecular function: ATP hydrolysis activity; ATP-dependent protein folding chaperone; ATP binding. Lineage: Eukaryota; Viridiplantae; Streptophyta; Bryopsida; Funariales; Funariaceae.
GGAAGGUUGCUGCUCUCUUCCAGAUUCUUCCCUGCCUCCAUUCCAGUCCUGCCGCUUCUCCUCCAAUUCUUACUAAUUCGAUUGCGGCUUCGUAUAUCAUUGAUCGAUGCGAGGUUGUGAAGGUUUAGUGUUGGAGCGGAGGGCCUCUCAGUCAGCUGCGGCAGUUUACCUGCUAUUGUGCUUGUCCUAGAGUUAUCCCUCAGAUUGUUCGGGUUUAAGGUUUUAUAUUCAUCGCAUUGAGUUGUAGCAGCACAGGGGAAUAUCGUAGCUGCACCAAUGUAUUCAUUAUCGCGGCGUAUGCUUGCAAGGCGUGCGUGGAGAUCCGUUGCGGCAUUGGAUGUCUCUCGCGGCCUCUCGUCGGCGGCCGUUUCAGGUCGAUUAAAUGAUUCGAAUGGUCUCGAGAAGUGUUUUUCUCCUUCUUCAUACGACAGAGGAUGUGCUGAUGCUCAUAGGAAAGAUAAACUCAGACAUGCGCCCACAAACUCAAGUUUUUCCCUUUACUCUGUACGAAAAAUUUCGGGAGCAUGUGCAGAACGAAAGUUUGCAUUGGGCCCUGAUUAUAAUAAAUUGAGACACGCUAGUGCGCGGUGGGAAUCAUCCGCAGCAUCGGCGAACGCAUCAGUGGAGAAGUAUGAAUAUCAAGCUGAGGUGAGUAGGCUUAUGGAUCUCAUUGUGAACAGUCUCUACAGCAAUAAGGAGGUGUUUCUGCGAGAACUUGUAAGCAAUGCAAGCGAUGCCCUGGAUAAGCUGCGGUUUUUGAGUGUCACUGAUACAAGCAUAUUGGAGGCCAAUUCCAAUCUAGAAAUCCGUAUCAAAGCUGAUCCUGAUGCUGGCACACUGACUAUUAUGGACUCGGGAGUUGGAAUGACUCGUGAAGAAUUGAUUGAAACACUUGGAACCAUUGCACACAGUGGGACCGCCAAGUUUUUAAAAGCAUUAAAGGAAAAUCAGGAGGGUAACAAUGAGAACAACUUAAUUGGUCAGUUCGGUGUUGGUUUCUAUUCAGCUUUCCUCGUGGCAGAUAAGGUCACUGUGUCCACAAAGAGCGCAAAAUCCGAUAAGCAAUACGUCUGGGAAGGAGAAGCAGACACAAGUUCCUACACAAUUACGGAGGAGACAGACUCUGACAAACUUAUACCUCGAGGCACUUCUAUUACUCUGCAUCUGAAGGAUGCUCAUAGGUUUGAGUUUUCAGAUCCAGCCAAGAUUGAAGAACUGGUGAAAAAUUAUUCACAGUUCAUAUCAUUUCCUAUCUACACAUGGCAAGAGAAGACACGAAGUAAGAAGGUUGAUUUGGAAAGUGAUGGUGAAGAUGAGGUGACCGCACAUGAUAAGCCAUCAUCUGUGGAGAAGUACUGGGACUGGGAGUUGACCAAUGACACCAAGCCUAUUUGGAUGCGAAGUCCAAAAGAGGUGACCAAAGAAGAGUAUCAUGGAUUUUACAAGCGUACUUUCAAGGAAUACAUGGAUCCCCAAGCUUAUACACAUUUCAAUGCUGAGGGUGAAAUAGAAUUCACGAGUCUUCUAUUUAUACCACCCAUGGCGCCUUUAAACACAGAGGAGAUGUGGCAUUCUAGAAAAGGUGAUGUCAGGCUACAUGUCAAACGAGUGUUUAUCUCUGACCAGUUCAACGGAGAGCUGUUUCCACGUUAUUUGAGUUUUAUGAAAGGUAUUGUGGAUUCCAAUGAUCUGCCACUGAACGUUUCACGCGAGAUACUCCAACAGAGUCGUGUUGUCAAGAUGAUGAGACAUCGCCUGGUUCGCAAAACUUUUGAAAUGAUAGAAAAAAUUGCUAAAGAUGAAGAUACACAGGCUUAUCCGAAAUUUUGGGAUGUUUUUGGAAGAAAUUUGAAGUUGGGCUGUACUGAAGAUCCUACCAAUCACAAGCGUAUUGCUCCUCUGCUUCGAUUUUUCUCAAGCAAGAGUGAAGACACCCUUACGUCUUUGGAUGAUUACGUGGAGCGCAUGAAAGAAAACCAGAAACAAAUAUACUUUCUGGCUGCAGAAAGUAUCAGGAGUGCGAAGAAUGCACCUUUUGUUGAGGAACUCUUGAACAGAGACCUUGAGGUUUUAUACCUGGUGGAUCCAAUCGAUGAAGUGGCACUCUCCUCCUUGGGUCAAUAUAAGGAUAAGAAGUUCGUGGACAUCAGCAAAGAGGAUUUGGACCUAGGGGGUGAGGACAAGACUAAGGAUGAAGAGGUCGACAAGGAAUACCAAAACUUGUGUGAUUGGUUGUCGAAGUGUCUGGGUGAAAAAGUAGCGAAGGUUGAGAUCUCCAAGCGGAGGACCUCGUCGCCUUGUGUCCUUGUGUCUGCUAAGUUUGGCUGGUCAGCAAACAUGGAAAAGAUUAUGAAGGCACAAUCUUUUGGAGAUGAUUCAAAGGCCUUCAGUCAGCUGUUAAGGCGACGUACCCUUGAGAUUAACCCUCAUCAUUCAAUCAUCAAGGGUUUGAACUCCAUGUUCCAUGACGAGACAUCAAGCGCUGAAGCGAAGAAGUUGGCCGAUCUGCUAUUCGAAACUGCAAAUCUGUCCAGUGGUUUCACACCUGAUAACCCAGCAGAGUUUGGAAGAAGAAUCUAUGAAAUGAUGGGUCUGGCAUUGGGAGCGAAACAGAAGGCUGCAAGCACGGAGACCAGUAGUUUACUUGAAGACCCUGCUGUAUCAGAGGGUAAAUCAUCCCCCGUGUCGUCCUCCUAAUUGUAAUUUCUCUGUUGACCGUGCUCCCUUAUCAAUUUUGAACAAUCACAAUCAUUGUUGGAAAGAAUGACAUCGUCUCUUGAAGUCAUUCUUAACUCCUGGGCGCAGCUUUUGGGAAAUAUUGAAGAUGUAGCACUUCCAGGACCGACUGGAUGAAAUAUGUGCUCCAACAUUCAGUAAUCAGUGCUUUGCUGAAUUGCAGGGCUAACAAAGAGUCUUGUAACCAAUCAUGAGGGUUAGAGCUAGGCGUCUUUCUUGGUUCAGUUUCAGUAUAUUUUAGAACACAUCAGGAUGGUUUCAGGUUACUAUUCUGCCUGUUGCUACAGCUUGCAUGCUGACCUUCACAGCUUAGGUAGCCUUUUAGUAAUGAUAAGAACAGGAGGAGAGCAGCUCAGAUGAAUUUUAUGAUUCCGUUUUUUAGUACAAUUUUGUGGUGGAGAAUUUUUCUGCCUGAGCAUUCCCUUUUGCUUGAUUAGUACUGUGCGUCUCCUUUGCUAAUUAAUGGGUUCCUUACAGCAACAAAAAUUCAACAAGACGAGGGAUAUAUUUACUUUUGUUAAA